Papaver somniferum (opium poppy) is the source of this 1197-nucleotide messenger RNA. RefSeq lists its product as uncharacterized. The coding region runs from base 1 to 1197 and encodes 398 amino acids. NCBI's taxonomy places the organism in Eukaryota, Viridiplantae, Streptophyta, Magnoliopsida, Ranunculales, Papaveraceae. The transcript is spliced from 3 exons. The record is from RefSeq and is a predicted model, not a curated record.
AUGUGUGGAGAGGGCAGGCCAAGUCCAAUAGGUAUACGUCUUCGUUCGGGCACUUUACUUAAAGAUUUGAUCCGAGCAGUGAACACCCCACUUCCUCAUAGGUUUUCACCCAGUGAAUUCUUGGAUUCAGACAAAGAAGAAGACAACACAAUGGGAGGUCGACCACCUUCUCCAAGAACACUAAAGGAUCUCACUUCUCCAAAUCUUGACCAGCAGCCUUUAUGUAUUCAGCUGAAUGAAACCAUUGAGUUGAAGCCGCAAUUGAUUAACUUGAUUCCCAAAUCCAGAGGUUUAGCCGGAGAAGGUCUUAAUCGUCACUUGCAACAAUUCCAUCAUGUUGUGACGAGUAUGAAGCAAGCAACUGCAGACGCUGAUACGACUAUGAUGACAACGUUUCCUUUCUCUCUUAUAGAUACUGCAGGAGAGUGGUUCUUUUUCUUACCCUCUGGAAGCAUAACUACAUGGAAUGGAAUGAAGAAGUUGUUCCCUGAGAAGUAUUUUCCAGCAUCAAGAGCAGAGUACUUCUACGAGGGGUUACUUUCUAAUGAUAGAAAUCUGAUUGAUGCCGCAAGUAGUGGUGCACUCACCAACAAAAACAUUGCUGAAGCUACAAGCUUGUUAGAGAAUAUGGCUGCAAACACGCAUCAAUUAUACACUCGAAGUGAACCAAUGGUAAGGAAAUUGAAUGAAGUUGGCGACUCUUCACAUUUGGAACAUAGAAUGGGUAACAUAGAGAGGAUGAUGCAACAAAUAGUAGCUGCCAUCAUACCAUCAUCACACUCCAAAGAUGUUGAGAAAGCAAGUGUUAUCUACGCCAACAAGCAAGUUGUAGUUUCUAAUCCUCCUUUCAAUCAACAAGUUGGGUAUCAAUUCUUGCAAAGGCCACAACAAGAAGCUCAAGGAAUGAGUAUAGAUGACAAGUUGAAUCUCAUUCUCAACACAAUAGCGCAAGAUAAGCAACACAUUCUCCACACAAUGGCGCAAGAUAAUCAAAAGGCGGAGAUAGAUAUGAAAGACACGCGAACACAAAUGGGUCAACUAGAUACUACCGUGAGCAAAUUGGAAGCACAAGCAGCUGAAAAACUGCCUUCACAACUGUUUAAUCAUAAGGAGAAUGUUAGUGCAAUUGAACUACGAAGUGGAAAACAAGUAGAGAAACCGGAAACACCACCGGAGUCCCAUGAAUGUGAUUUAUAG